Molecule: messenger RNA, 2142 nt
Organism: Stylophora pistillata
Lineage: Eukaryota; Metazoa; Cnidaria; Anthozoa; Scleractinia; Pocilloporidae
Product: lysosome-associated membrane glycoprotein 1
Biological process (GO): establishment of protein localization to organelle
Cellular component (GO): late endosome membrane; lysosomal membrane; plasma membrane
Source: RefSeq, a predicted model, not a curated record
AUGUGACUUUCACUUUGGUUCAUCGUGCGGUCUCUUUGGAACGAGUGUUCUCUAGCAAGUAGCGGCGUGGUUCAACCUCCUAAGAUCUGCAAAAAAAGAAACAAGUUUAAGAUGUUGAGGCUUUUGGUAGUCUUCCUCUGUUUGAUUGUUGCCUUUGGGGAGCCACUAGCUCAGGGACUAACUGCAACAACAGGGUCAAAAAAUUCAACCACAGCAGCACCAACAAUUAAGACAACAACAGCAUUGACAAAUAAGACGACAACAGCAUCAACAAAUAAGACAACAACAGCGUCAACAAAUGUAACAACAACAGCAUCAACAAAUAAGACAACAACAGCAUCAACAAAUAAGACAACAACAGCAUCAACAAAUAAGACAACAACACCAACACCAUCAACAAAUAAGACAACAACACCAACACCAUCAACAAAUAAGACGACAACAGCACAAACGACAACCACUCCAAAAACUACAACUAGUCCUCCAUAUGGCACUUAUUCUAUAGAAGAAGAUGGGAAAUAUUGCUUGCUGGCUCAGUUUGAGGCAGUAUUCACCAUCCAUUACAUGUCUGGACCUGAAGGAAACAAAAAAAAAGAGGCUGUGGGUACCGUUGUCCUUAACAGGUCUGCGCAAGUGAAUGCUUCAGGUGACUGUGGGAGGCUGGUUCUAACAUGGAUCAAACCAGAACCAUAUUACAUUUUGACAAUUGAAUUUGCCAAAUCAAAAGCAUUGCAAGCAAGUAAUGAAAGUUCUUUCACUUGGCGGUUGAGUAGUGUGUCUUUCCUGGCCAACCUCACAGACAACCCACGCUUCAAAAAUGCCACAGUGAAGAUGGUUAAUGCCUCACACACAGUUCCUGCUAAUACUUCUAUUAAUGGUGGAAAUGGUAGCUACUAUUACUGCAAAGCAGAGAAACAGUUCCAGCUUCAGACAGAUGAGAAAAACUACACAGUUGAAGCAGAUUUCACUGAUUGGAAGGUUGAACCAUUUGUCAAGAAAAGCAGUAAGGACUUUGGAUCAGGCACAGAGUGCUACCAGGACAAACCCACACCCACAUCAACUGCUAAACCAAAAGGUUCUAAUGACAUUGUUCCAAUAGCAGUGGGCUGUGCCUUGGCUGGUCUGGUUCUCAUUGUACUGAUUGCUUAUGUAAUUGGCCGCCGCAAGAGUCACCGUGGAUAUGAGAAGGUCUAGUGGAAGGUCUAAGAGGGACAAUUUUACAACAGACAAUGAUCACACUGUUAAAAGAUACCUGUCCAAAGCUGUGUGUUGGUGUGGUCAUUUUUUUGUGCUUCUUUCUAGACACUAUGUCUUAUCCUUUGUGUGGGCCUGAUUUACGAAUUUUCUUGCUGCUAAGCUUUCUGGUACAAAAUCAUCUUUGAAAAAAUGGCAAUUCUUUCCUUUUAGUACAAUUUUCCUAUUUUGGCAACAUCACACUUUUGUUAACUUUUUCCCCUUUUUGCCUUUUGCAACAGACACUUGUAUGAACAGGUACUAGAGUUAAAGCUAUAACCAGUCAGUGCUGGGAAUCAAAGUAGUACACAAUAUAAAAUGAAUUAAAUGAAAGAUUACUAGUUCAUUGGUUAAGUUAUCUUAUGAUUAUGACAAGCUAAAUCCAGUUUGUUGUGGUGCUGUCCUUUUUAGUUAAAAAUUUUAUGUCCUAUUCAUACACAACUGGGAAGUAAAUGUGGCCACUCGUGUAGAUUGGAGUAUCACAUAGAAAAGAACAGCAGCCCAUAUUUGGUACUUCAGAUUUAAGUUAGUGAUAAGAAAUUCACUGCAUCUGAUUUUUGUUGUUAGACAGAAAAGUGCAUACCCUGAAGUAAUUUUAAGUCACUUUUUGAUAAUCAUAGACAUAGUUUUGAAUGUGUGUUAUUAGCCUGUGUAUCCAGCAGUGGAAGGGUGAUUGGGAGGAGAAGGGAAGUAAAGAAAGGGGGAUCAAGAAGAGGAAAUGGAAAAGUUCCUUUUGCAUAUUCCUUUCAGGCUAAUAGCCAAAAAUUGUGGUCAGUUAGUAAACAAUGUGACCCCAUUUCCCUUACUUUCUUUUCUUGUGCGAGCAAACUUUGUGUUAGUUAGUGCACAUCCUGUUUUUGAUACAUUUAGGUUUAGUAGAUGUUCUGAAUAAAAAGGUAUAUAAUUACA